Molecule: messenger RNA, 1675 nt
Organism: Suillus subalutaceus
Lineage: Eukaryota; Fungi; Basidiomycota; Agaricomycetes; Boletales; Suillaceae
Exons: 15
Coding region: 92-1483 (463 amino acids)
Molecular function (GO): N,N-dimethylaniline monooxygenase activity; NADP binding; flavin adenine dinucleotide binding
Source: RefSeq, a predicted model, not a curated record
GGGCCAUAUGACCUCGUUUGAUAAUGCCUAUCAUACUAGGUGAGCAAGUAUUAAAGGAAUACUCACAGUCUUGACACUAGCCAUUUCUUACAUGAUUGACCUCCAGAGAAGAGUCGUCAUUAUUGGCGCCGGUGUUGGAGGGUUGUCCCAAGCUAUUGCUCUCAAAACCAAGCUCGGAUUUCACAAUUUUACAAUAUAUGAGAAAGGGUCUGAAGUCGGUGGGGUUUGGAGGGCCAACACAUAUCCUGGAUGCUCGUCGGAUGUCCAAAUUCAUUGGUACAGCUUAUCAUCAGACCUUUACCCGCACUGGAACAAGUCGCAUGGCCUUCAGCCGGAAAUUCAAGCCUACUGGAUUAAGCUCUCAAAGAAAUAUAAUCUAUAUCCACACAUCGCGUUCAACACUAAAGUGUUAUCUGCGGAGUGGGAUGAUACCAAACAACAGUACACCAUCGUCGCGGAGGACGUCUUUUCAGGCAAGAGAAUGUCGAGCGUAGCCCACGUCGUGAUAUCUGCCGUUGGUAUUUUGGAGGCCCCGAAGAUUCCAUAUGAGAUCCCUGGAGUUCGGAAGUUUCAGGGGACUUCGUUUCACUCCGCACAGUGGCCAGGCUCAAUAGAUCUGCAGAAUAAGCGUGUUGCAGUGAUUGGAAAUGCCUCCUCCGGAGCACAGUUCGUACCAUCUAUAUCUGAAGACCCGUCUGUCGAAGUAGUUAACUUCAUCCGUACCCCGACCUGGUUCAACACUCGACCACAUGUUCCGUAUUCAGACACCGAGAAAUGGAUAUUUGCCAACAUCCCUCUGGCAAUGCGACUGCACCGAGCUUGGAUCAUGUUCUGGUUCGAUUUUCCCUCUAUCGUGCGCCCGAAUGACAAAACUCUCAAGAAACGACGUGAGGCGAUGACGAAAUACAUCCUCGAUAACGCACCGACUAGAUACCAUGAUCAUAUGAUACCCGAUUAUCCUCCAGGUUGCAAGCGGACCGUCGCAAACAGUGGUUUCCUGGGUGUUCUCCAUCGGCCUAACUUGACACUGAACUUCGAUGGAAUUGCCAACAUAGUGGAGAAUGGCAUCAUCACAAAGACUGGUGAAAUGUUGCCAUUUGAUGUCAUCGUAUACGCGACCGGAUUCAUGGGCGAGCGAUAUACAAUGCACGUUCGAGGCUUGAAUGGAGCUACUAUCCAAGGCUAUUAUGAUGCGCAUGGUGGCCCUACUGCAUACCUCGGGACCGCAGUUCCUGACAUACCAAAUUUUUACUUGCUAGCCGGACCAAAUACCGGAACACCAACAUCAACGUUGUUCGUGGAAGAAAUUGGAUAUAUCCUUCAACUCAUAGAGCCGGUCCUCAACGGUUCUGCUUCAUCAUUCACUGUCAAAGCCUCACCCACAGAUGCAUAUAACGCCAAGGUUCAAGAACGAAUCUCCCGCUCGGUAGUUCGUGCAAUGUUACUCCUGGGCGCGCACGAACGGCACAGGCAAGGUAUUUAAUCCGUUCCCUUGGCCUGUGACGCUUUGGUGGUGGUGGCUUCGCAAACCGAAUUGGGAUCAUUAUGUGGCAGUCGGCGCCGAGAAAUGGGUAUGGGCAAGGCGAAGAAAAGCGGUUCAGAAUAUUCUGAAAUGCGCUGCAGUCUCGACGCUAUUGUGGUCCUAUAUCAGCGGCUCUGCUCAGCGGAUUUUAUA